Molecule: messenger RNA, 2264 nt
Organism: Oreochromis aureus
Lineage: Eukaryota; Metazoa; Chordata; Actinopteri; Cichliformes; Cichlidae
Gene: ephx2
Product: epoxide hydrolase 2, cytoplasmic
Exons: 18
Coding region: 167-1852 (561 amino acids)
Biological process (GO): cholesterol homeostasis; phospholipid dephosphorylation
Cellular component (GO): peroxisome
Molecular function (GO): lipid phosphatase activity; magnesium ion binding
Source: RefSeq, a predicted model, not a curated record
UGGUCUCGCCACUGUUUUUCAGUUAAGUAUGAGCUCACUGGGUAAGUGGGUGGACCUGCAGUAAGUCUAUUAGGGCAAAGUUUACCCUGUACACGGGUGCAGCAGCAGCAGCAGAGACCCUGAAUACCGUUUGGAGACGCGGAAAGCAAAAAGAACCGAUCGAGACAUGGCUGAUAAGAAAGCCAUCCUGUUCAACUUCUGGGGAGUCGCCGUCUCUGCCCGACCUACUGCCAUUUUUAAAAAGCUGGAAGAGUUGCACAACCUACCCGGAGGUUUUCUCUCCAGUGUGGUGUCCAAAGACGCCGGCGCCCUGAGGCAGGCUGAGAGAGGAGCCAUGACACUUACACAGAUGAUCCCAGCUUUGGAGGCCGAGUGUGUGCAGGAAGCCCGGGACAGGAGUGUGCAUAUGCCUUCUGAUUGGUCAGUCAAUGGCCUGCUGGACAAACUCACAGAGGCAAUGAUGGACGUCCAAGCAGCCGUGCUGAAGACAGCUGCUGGCCUGCGACGCAGCGGGUUACUGACAGCUGUGCUGGCCAAUCACUGGGUAGAUGACAGAGCGGCUGGAGAUGGCACAGGUCGCCUUCUCUCUCUGCUGGGAGGCCAUUUUGACCUGGUCCUCCAGUCCUGCCACUUGGGUCACAGGGUCCCUGAGCCCGCCAUGUUCAGCUCUGCCCUGCAGCGCCUGGGAGUGACGCCCAAACAGGCGUUGUGGCUGGAUGCUGAUGUUGAGGGUGUAAAAGCUGCAGAGGGAGCAGGGAUGAAGGCCGUCUUGGUGGAAAAUCUGGACGUUGCUCUGGUGAAACUAUCUGAAUUUACUGGCUUUCAGGCUGUUGGAACAGUGAGUCCCCCACCAUCCUGCAGCCCUGAUGAAGUGUCACAUGGCUACAUCACCAUAAAACCUGGUGUGAGGACUCAUUACGUGGAAAUGGGCUCCGGUCCACCGGUGCUACUGUGUCACGGUUUCCCGGAGAGCUGGUACUCCUGGAGGUACCAGAUCCCAGCCUUGGCUGCAGCAGGAUUCAGGGUUUUAGCUCUGGACAUGAAAGGAUAUGGAGAGUCCACAGCGCCCCCUGACAUAGAGGAAUAUUCUCAUGAGGAGCUCUGUAAGGAGUUAGUCGUAUUUUUGGAUAAAAUGUCCAUACCACAGGUCACCCUGGUGGGUCACGACUGGGGCGGCUCCCUGGUGUGGGCCAUGGCCCGCUUCUAUCCUGAGAGAAUCAGGGCUGUGGCAUCGUUGAACACCCCAAUGUUCAAGUUGAAUCCUUCGGUUCCUGCUUUCGAGAAACUGAAGGCUAUUCCAAUAUUCGACUAUCAGGUCUACUUCCAAACACCAGGUGUGGCGGAGGCCGAGCUGGAGAAGGAUUUGGAGAGGACGUUUAAGAUUUUCUUUUCCAGCAGUAGUGAAGCGAAGGGUCGUCCCCCUCUCAGCACCGCAGGAGUGUGCGCUCGAGGUGGCCUGUUUGUGGGUCUGCCGGAGCAGAUUCCCAGGAGCUCCAUGCUGACAGAAGCCGACCUGCAGUACUACGUCAGCCAGUACAAAGAAAGAGGCUUCAGGGGGCCCUUGAACUGGUAUCGAAACAGUGAUGCAAACUGGAAGUGGAUGUGUUCCCGGCCCUUUGAGAAGCUGCUGAUGCCGACAAUGAUGCUGACGGCGGGUAAAGACCCCGUACUGCUGCCGUCCUUUACCAAGGGAAUGGAGGACUUGAUGCCAAACCUGACCAGAGGACACAUCGAAGAGUGUGGACACUGGACGCAGAUGGAAAAGCCGGCGGAGACCAACAAAAUCCUGAUAUCCUGGCUUAAAGAAGCGCACAAGAAGACUGAAGGUGGUACUGUGGCUCCCAAACUGUGAGGAAGGAAGGAAGGAAGGAAGGAAGGAAGGAAGGAAGGAAGGAAGGAAGGAAGGAAGGAAGGAAGGAUUCUAACAAGAUUUUUCAUUGUGGCACAUAAAAGUUUAUUUAGAACAACUUAGACACUCACAGGCAGUUUUAAGAGUGAGUGAGCCUCCCAUGAGAAAUGUAUUCAGACAGAAACUGAUGUGCAACCAACAGGGAGGAAAAUGUUCUGCUAAAACAUGUUCAAAAACAGGGAAAAACUGUGCUACAAGUAACAAAAAUAAGAAAUAUCACAGUUCAAGAUAAAGAUUAUAUUUUAACAAAACAAUGUAUAAAAUCUCAUAAUUUUAAUGAAACAGUAUGAACAUUUUCUCUUUAUUUUGGAGAACAAAUGCUCAUUAUUAUUAAACACUUUUAAGGUCAUCUUAA